GAGUAGAGGGUCAGAAAAUCAUCCAGGGUACCCCAAAAAAGGCCCAAAAAAAUCUGCCAGUUAGAUUAAAAAAAACUGAUGGUCAAAUAAAGGAACUUACAGACUUUGAUGCUGAAUCUGUUGUUUUCAAGGGAUCAACCAGACGCUCCGAUGGGGCAGGCCAUUACCAAACGCAAUGUCCUGUCUCCAACCGUCCGCUUCUCCACACAAGAUGAAGAACCUCCCAGAUAUUCUCCUCACCACUUUGAUGGCAGAGACCAAAACCUCCAGAUCCCUCCGAUUGUUGUUGAGGAUUCCAGCGACACUGCGGAGCGGCGGGACUCACGGGCGGAGCUGCGCCGCUCCUCGCUCUACAGCACCAUCGACCUGGUUCCUCAGCUGGAGCAUUAUGCUAGCACCAUACCGCGCCAUCAAGCGAAGAGCAGACCCUCCCUGGAGGUGCUGAGGAAGGCCUUUGAGGAGAAGGAGGGUGGCGUGGAUGGAGAAAUCACUUUAGACCUUUCAGUGCCACAGACUGAAGGUGAAGUGCCUCCAAACCCCAAAGGGAAAGCUCCCAUCCGGUUUGGGUGGGUAGUCGGAGUGAUGGUGCGCUGCAUGCUGAACAUUUGGGGGGUCAUAAUGUUCCUGCGUCUGUCGUGGAUCACCUCACAGGCAGGUGUUGUGCUGACGUGGGUGAUCAUCUUCAUGUCUGUGGUGGUGACCACUGUGACGGCGCUCUCCAUCUCUGCCAUCGCCACCAACGGCAGGGUCAUUUCAGGUGGGACUUAUUUCCUGAUCUCCCGAACUCUGGGUCCGGAGAUCGGAGCACCGAUCGGGAUGAUCUACUCCUUCGGCAACGCCCUUGCCUGUGCGCUCAACACUAUUGGCUUUUCAGAAGUGGUCCGUGAUCUCAUGCAGGAUUUAGAUGUCGUCGUUGUGGAUUCGAUCAAUGACGUGCGCAUUGUCGGGGUGGUCACUGUGACCAUCCUCAUGUGCAUCACUGUGGCUGGAAUGGAGUGGGAGUACAAGACUCAGAUGUUGUUCUUAGUAGGUCUGCUGGUUUCACUUGCAAAUUUCGUGGUGGGCACAUUCCUUCCUCAAAGUGUGGAAAACCAAUCGAUGGGAAUCUUUGGUUACAGAAGUGAUAUCUUUGUAGAAAACCUGACACCAAGCUUUAGAGGGCCUAAAGGAGACUUCUUCCAGAUGUUUGCCAUUUUCUUCCCAGCUGCCACUGGAAUUCUGUCUGGAGCUAACAUCUCUGGAGAUCUUAAAGACCCAAACACCGCCAUCCCUAAAGGAACGCUCAUGGCUAUUUUUUUUACGACGCUGAGCUACCUAGUUAUUUCUGUAACUACUGGAGCAUGUGUGGUGCGGGAUGCCUCCGGAAACAUGAGCGACAUGAUCAGUGCCAACAGCUCGGACGGCUGCAUAGGACUGGCGUGCAAGCUGGGCUGGAACUUCACUCACUGCAUCCAGUCCCAGUCCUGUCAGUUCGGACUGGCCAACAGUGUGAAGGUUAUGGGACAGAUUUCUGGGUACUACUACCUCAUCACUGCUGGAAUUUUUGCUGCUAGUUUAUCUUCUGCUCUUGGGUUUCUCGUCUCUGCUCCAAAAGUGUUUCAGUGUCUGUGCAAAGACCAAAUCUACCCAUACAUAAUAUUCUUUGCAAAGGGUUAUGGGAAAAACAAUGAGCCACUUCGAGCUUAUGUCCUCUGCUACCUGAUUGCUGUGACCUUCAUCAUCAUUGCUGAGCUGAACACCAUUGCAGCCUUGAUCUCAAACUUCUUCCUGUGCUCCUACUCUCUGAUAAACUUCAGCUGCUUUCACGCGUCCAUCGUAAACUCACCUGGUUGGAGGCCGUCAUUCCGUUACUACAGCAAGUGGGCGUCUCUGUUCGGAGCUGUGAUCUCUGUGAUUCUGAUGUUUCUGUUCACAUGGUGGGCCGCUCUGGUCACUUUCUGCAUCAUCUUCUCCCUGUUUGGAUAUGUCAACUACAAAAAACCAAAUAUGAACUGGGGUUCAUCAGUUCAAGCAGGCACAUACAACAUGGCUUUGUCCUACUCCGUCUCUCUGACCAAUGUGGACGAUCAUGUGAAGAACUUUAGGCCUCAGUGUCUGGUCUUGACUGGACCACCAAACCAGCGACCUGCUCUGGUUGAUUUUGUUGGUUGCUUUACGAAACACGCCAGCCUUAUGAUCUGUGGAGACAUCGUCAUGGAGCAGGACAGAAAGACUCGACCAAACAACACCACAGACGUGUUGGUGAAGUGGCUUAACAAGAGGAAGGUGCGAUCCUUCUAUACUCCUUUCAUCGGAGACAACCUGAGAACUGGAGCUCAUCAUCUGCUACAGGCUUCUGGACUCGGCAAGUUAAAACCCAACACUCUGGUUCUGGGCUUUAAGGCAAACUGGAGGGACAGCGCUCCAGAUACCAUCGAGGAUUAUAUUAACACCAUUUAUGAUUCCUUUGACUCCAAUUACUGUUUGUGCAUCUUGAGGAUGAUGGACGGCCUGGACGUCACUGCAGACUUGGAUUUUCAAGUGAACGAUGGCUUUGAAGCUGAUGAACCUGAAGAACCCGUGGAACACGAUGACCAGCAGAGUAAUGAUGAAGACCCAGCUGCUGACAUGUCUGAUGAAGACAACAGUGAUCAGAUCAAGACUGUUUUCCAGAACGAUCAGGGCAAAAAGACCAUUGAUGUCUACUGGAUAGCUGAUGAUGGAGGUCUGACUUUACUGGUGCCCUACCUGCUGACCAGGAGGAAACGCUGGCGCCGCUGCAAGGUCAGAGUCUUCAUCGUGGGAGAUGAACAAAACGAGGAGGAGGGCCGCAAGGAGAUGAUCACUCUGUUGAAGCGUUUCCGUCUGAAUGUUAAUGAUGUCAUCGUCAUGACGGACAGUGAGAAGCGUCCUCAAGCUAAGAGCCUGACCCGGUUCGUGGACAGCGUCGCCCCCUUCAGGCUGUAUGAUGAACAGCAGGAAGGCGCUUUAGUGCAGGAGCAGAGAGAGAAUGCCCCAUGGAAAAUAUCUGACAAAGAGUUAGAGGUGUUCAGGCUUAAGUCUGAGAGGAAGAUCCGGCUGAAUGAAAUUAUCCGCAAGAACUCACACCACACUGCUCUGGUGCUCGUGAGCCUCCCUGUGCCGCACAGAGACUGCCCCUGCGCUCUGUACAUGGCCUGGCUGGACACGCUGACCUGCGGCCUUCACUGUCCCGCCGUGCUCAUCCGAGGAAACCAGCAGAACGUCCUGACUUUCUACUGCCAGUAAACCCUGAGUAGUUCUGACGUAACUAGAACAAAACUGACAUCCUAAAAACAACCAGAGAGACGAAACCAGCAGCUGUAUGACCAGAACAAAGGACUCAAAGAGUUAGUUCACAAUAUUAGACUUUUAACAUCCUUCUUAAGUUAAAAAGUUAAGAACUUUUUCUUAAACUUAAAAAAAUACACAAGCCACAUUAGCCGAGAUUCCACCUUAGUAGGUCUAUAGGUGCUCUGAUUUUUUGAUCAGAAGCUCUGCUUUAACGAGAUGCCUGUUAUUCACUGAAGUCCACUAUGGUUCCAGAAAAGAUAGCCUUUGUUUUCUCAGAAAUAAAAUAAGAAAAUCUUCUCUUAAAGAGUUUUGUUUGGUAUGCCUUGGAUAGUUUAGAAUAACAAUACUUUAAUACAUCCACUCUUUCAUUACUACUUUGUUAUAAAAAUGAGACACCCUUCCUCCCCCCAGUCCCAAUGAGACAAUUACUGGGAAAUAAAAUAAAACCAAACUCCUUCUCGUUAUUGUUUCCUUGCGUUAAUAAAAAUGUAUUUACACAAAAUAGCAUUGGAAAACACACACUUUGUGAAUAAAAUCAAAAAUAAAAAAGAAAGAGAUAUAUCUUAUUGAGUACACUGUACUUUUAUUUAAAUAUGUCAGCAUAAAAGUUUGUGAAAAAUAUAUUUAUUUUAGUAACAUUUUUAAAAUAUUUGGUUAAGAUUGCUAUAUGGGGUGCAUUGGAUAGGGAUAGGAGUGGUUGGAUAAGGGAGUUCAGAAAAGAAGAAGAUGUUGAGGUCUCUGAUCUGGGGACUAUAAAAAGGCAGUUUGUCGUGUUAGAAGAUAAUUGCAAAAACGACAGAGGUGACCAAAUAAGAAUAAGGAGAACAACAAGAUCUGAUUAUUUCAGACAGAACUGUAAUUUGAGAAUUGAAUGACAUAUUUUCUUUAAAGUUAAGAAAGUCUUCAACCAUGAGUCUCAAACUUCUGUGGGGCAAUCUCUCAAGAUUUCAGGUUGGUGGUGAAGUUGUGGUGGAUGUAAGAAAAGGAGAGGCAGGAAAUGUCAGGGUUUUAGUUUAGAAUUUCGAGAUGUUUUUGUCUCAUUCAAGUGAAAAUGACAAUGACUCUGUCAUGACAUUUGGUGGAAAAGAAGAAGACCUAUUGUCAGAAAUAAAACCAAAAAAACAACAACAAAAAUGAAAGAAUGACAAAGCUGAGAGAUGAGAAAUUGACUAAAAAUUGAAGAGGGGCCAGAACAGAACCCUGUGGAACACCGUUCAAAUAGUUUAAAAGUUUGUUUAAGAAAGAUGGGACACUUGUUCACUCUGUAUAGAAGGAGGAUGCCCACUUCGUAAAUGACUACAGAAAGAUUACCAAGUAUCACUGCAGUACAACCUGAGCUGUGGGAGUACAGAGGAAAUUCCAGUACCACAAAUUUUAUGAGUACAUAACAAAUGUGGGGAGGAAUCUGUCUGACCAACAGGUCGGUCUGAACCCAAAAAGAACUGACACUCAGGCAAUAUCUUUAAAUAAAUCUAGCACUGAAUUUGAAUAUUUUGUCCAGGAUUAGUGAAUUUGCUUGUUUUAUUAAAUGUCUCUUUUUUUCAAUAACUUUUUACACAGCUAUAAUUAUGCAGACAUUACAUUUUUGUUUGUAUUUCUUUUGGGAUGGUGAAGAUUUACAUGUAAUGUGAUAACUGUUUUUAAUUGAGAGUUAUUGUCCUAGACUGAACAAUCUACGUUUUUCUGAUAAAAGAUGUUAAAAUUAAUAUCAAUAAUUGGAUUUUAAAAGCUCUUAAAACAUGUUUGAUCUUUUUUAAGCAUAAAUAAAUUUUCAGCUUUAUUGUACAUGUUCUUUGUUGCUCAAAUGUCACUUUGCUAUGUUUCAUAAUGUUGUCCGAUGAAUUAGUCGCAUAAGUCCCCUAAUAUUAUUCAGUGAGCCCAGAAAUGUGUCUCUCUGUUGGUUUGGGAACGCUGGCAAAUAGUGAAAUUGUUAAAUUUCCUUCAGUAAGACACUGAUAGUACAGUAAUUGUAAAUUGUGUUUAGGAAUAAAAUUUUGUGUGUUUUCCCACUCUAAAUUUACAACCGGCAGCAGUGGAUGCAGUUUAUUUUUAUAGAGCAUAGGAUUUAUUCAUUUUUGCUACUUCAUAAAUGACAAUUUAUUGUGUAAAACUUGGAAUACAACUGUUGCUUGAAACAAGAAUCCCAGGAAUCUGCUAAAAAUGAAAUAAAAUAA
Messenger RNA from Oryzias melastigma (Indian medaka), 5465 nucleotides. Its product is annotated as solute carrier family 12 member 3-like. The record is from RefSeq and is a predicted model, not a curated record. Gene Ontology annotation, cellular component: membrane. Gene Ontology annotation, molecular function: sodium:potassium:chloride symporter activity. NCBI's taxonomy places the organism in Eukaryota, Metazoa, Chordata, Actinopteri, Beloniformes, Adrianichthyidae. The coding region runs from base 109 to 3246 and encodes 1045 amino acids. Gene Ontology annotation, biological process: sodium ion homeostasis; sodium ion transmembrane transport; potassium ion homeostasis. The transcript has 27 exons.